Helianthus annuus (common sunflower) is the source of this 767-nucleotide messenger RNA. RefSeq names its product translation machinery-associated protein 22. The transcript has 7 exons. Gene Ontology annotation, biological process: formation of translation preinitiation complex; translation reinitiation. Lineage: Eukaryota; Viridiplantae; Streptophyta; Magnoliopsida; Asterales; Asteraceae. The record is from RefSeq and is a predicted model, not a curated record. Gene Ontology annotation, molecular function: translation initiation factor activity; mRNA binding. Bases 77 to 652 code for a protein of 191 amino acids.
UCAGCCGUUUGGUACUUCCGUAGUCUCUAGCAAAAACCCUACACAAGAUUUUCAGAUAGCAAACUUGGUGAAUUCAAUGGCGGAAAUACUUCAACCGGUUCAAGUUCUAUACUGUGGUGUUUGCAGUUUACCCGCCGAGUACUGUGAAUUUGGUGCCGAUUUCGAAAAAUGCAAACCCUGGUUGAUCCGAAACGCACCUCAACUUUAUCCCGAUCUCAUUCAAGAAUCAAAUUCGAAGGUCACUGAUGGAAUUUCAGAUCAAUUACAAUCGUCUUCGAUCACUAAUGGCACUGAACCUUCAGGUUCUUCUGCACCCAAAGAGCCGGUAAAACGACUUCCCGGUGGAAAGACAAAAAAGAAGGAGAAACAAGAAGUUAUAAUCGAGAAAGUGACCCGCAACAAGCGUAAAUCUAUCACCACCCUCAAAGGUCUCGACCUUUUCGGUGUUAAAUUGAGUGAUGCUUCAAAGAAACUUGGAAAGAAAUUUGCAACUGGUGCAUCUGUUGUAAAGGGUCCAACUGAGAAAGAUCAAAUCGAUGUACAAGGAGAUAUAGCAUAUGAUAUCGUGGAAUUCAUUACAGAUACGUGGCCUGAUGUUCCGGAAACUGCGAUUUAUUUUAUUGAAGAUGGAAAAAAGGUCCCUGCUGUGUGACUUCCAGAAAUUGAAUUAUAUUUAAUAUUUGUAAUAUGAUUUUGGCUACAAAUCAAGUUUGAAUUUGAGAGUUUAUAUUAAUUUAUGUUAAAAAUAUAUAGAUUCUCCAGAGCCA